CAACAUCCCCCAUCCGAAUAUACCCCUCGGAAACAUUCCACGGCAGAACAUACCAACGACAACAACUAACAACCAAACUCACAGAGCGAAUAUGCCCGGAAGACCUGCAUCGCGGUCGGCGCGCUCGUCUGGCGCAGGUGCAACCCGCAAAUCAAGCUCGACCACGGCCAAAUCGCGGUCGUCUGUCCCCGCUGUCGAGGUCCCAGACGAAGGAGAGGUCACAUCGCUUCGAACGCAGAUAUGUCAAAUAUUCGGCGACGCACAGAAGACAACGGCGACACAGCGGAAAUUAGUCGUUAGUUUGAGGAAGAUCCAGGAAGCAUGUUGUUACGAGGCACAAGAUACCAAGAAGAAGCGAGUGGAAGAGGAAUUCGACGAAGCGGAUUUCAACGAGGAGGUAGCGCGAUGCGUGACGAGGAUCAUGGCAGUCAAGAAGAGCGAACCUGUUGGUGACCGUAUUAUCAGAUUUCUAGGUAUCUUCUUGAAGCAUGCAACGGAGAAAGACAAUGCUAUCCUGCAGCCCGAUGACGAACAAGAAAUGCUCAUUCCAGAGACGCCUAGUAGUCGUCUCACAUCGCAUAUACUAUCUACAAUACUCACAUUUAUCGAGGUCAAGGACAAGACGGUGCGAUUUCGCGCCACACAGACAGUUGCACACAUCGUCAACAGUUUAGAUCAGAUCGACGACGAGCUAUUUGAUCUCAUCCGGCUUAAAUUGGCGAAGAGACUGCGAGACAAGGAGCCUUCUGUUCGAGUACAGGCAGUACUCGGUCUGGGCCGCCUUGCCGACAACGAUGACGAGGAGGAAGAUGAAGAGGACAGCGACGAUGACACCACAGGUCGCAUACUGAUCAAGCUGCUGGAUAUUAUGCAGAACGAUCCGAGUGCGGAAGUCCGUCGCGCGGUCCUAAUGAAUCUGCCUUUCCGACCCAAUACCCUCAAAUGGCUACUGGAAAGAGCCAGGGACUCGGAUCCGGGGACUCGACGUGCCUUGUAUGGUAAAUUACUUCCUGCUCUUGGGGAUUUCCGUCAUAUGUCUAUGGUGGAACGUGAGAAGCUCAUCCGGUGGGGGCUAAGGGAUCGUGACGAGAUGGUCCGAAAGGCAACCGCACGUCUCUUCCGCGAACGAUGGAUCGACCAUUGUGCUCAGACCCAUAAUCCGACACCUGAGGAAGAACGAAAACCUGGUGAAGUCUUUCCCCCUAACAUGGACGCUCUACUCGAAUUGCUAGAGCGCAUAAGCAUCACCCAUUCCGGAACUGAGGAAGGCAUGGCUCAUGAGGCAAUGCGCGAGUUCUGGGACGGCCGGCCAGACUAUAGAGAUUUUGUCACAUUCGACGACGACUUCUGGAACGGACUGACACCAGAAAGCGCGUUCGUGGCACGCAGUUUGAAUGACUAUUGCGUUAGUCUAGCGGACGAUUCGCUUCAAGACGAGAAGAUGCCCGCAGUCAUGGCAUUUGCUUUCUUUGUGCAGACACAUCUCAAUCGUUUGAUGGAGGUUGGACACAGGAUUGCUGAGCUGGACGAGGAUCACGAAGACUAUCAAGAAAUGGCUGAAGAAGCCAGUGAGCAAGAAUUCGUGGUCGAACAGCUGCUUCACAUCGCUCUCACGCUCGACUACAGUGACGAAGUUGGAAGACGACAAAUGUUUUCCAUCAUGCGAGAUGCCCUGGCGCGCGUCGAGUUUCCCGAAGAGUGUACAAAAUUGGGUGUCGAAGUCCUCCGUACAGUGUGUGGUGGCCGUGACACGGGAGAGAAAGAGUUCUGCAGCGUCAUUUUGGAAGCAAUUGCUGAGGUCCGAGACACACUCAUGCCGGACGAGGCAACCGAAGUGCCAGAGGAUGCAGAGGACAGCUUCCACUCAGCUCAGUCAGACGCGACUGUUUCAGCUUCUAACCCAAGCAAGAAGGCGAAGGAAGAGGAGGAUCCAGAAGCAGAGGAGCAGAGGCAGAUUCGUGAAGCUCUCGUGUUCCUGAAGUGUCUGCAUAUCGCGCAAUGCAUGUUGCAGAAUGUCUAUGUAGGACUGGAAGAUAACAACGCCCUGGUCACUAUCUUAAACACUCUCAUUGUUCCUGCAGUGCGGAGCCACGAUGAGAAUAUCCGAGAGCGUGGAGUAGUGUGUCUAGGUUUGGCUGGCCUCCUUAGCAAGGAUCUUGCCAGCUCCAACGUAGAACUUUUCCUUCACUGCUACUCUAUCGGCCCAGAUAGCCUCAAGGUCAUCGUCAUACAGGUUCUAACCGACAUCAUCAUCACACAUCCAACACUCAUCGCCCCUCUCCCACCAGAUCCCGAAGACGAGGACGAGGAACAAGAAGGUGAACCGGAGCCCACACCAAACCCCUGGCUUAAGCACAUCAUGAAGAUGUUCCUGAAAGCCUUCAAUUCCGACAAACGCUACUUGGCGCUUGAAGCAUGCGUAGCAGGCUCCAAACUCCUCUUCCUCAACGUGUUACCGCCAGCCUCGGUGGCCAUUUUGCUGAAAGCCUUCACACUUGCCUACUUCGACCCAGACACAGCAUCCAACACAGCCGUCAGCCAAGCACUCAGCUACUUCCUUCCCGUCUUCUGCCAUUCCCGCGCUAAGAACGCGCUCCUGAUGUCGCAACUCGCCGUCCCCGUCAUCCAAAAGCUUCUCGUGAUGCGAGAGGACAUCGACGAGGAAGCCGACGAGAUGGUCGGCUGGCCCAUCGUAGCCGGCCACCUCUCUGAAUGGACCGACGGCCGCCGCGUCGUCGGUGCGACGGAACAAGGCGUCGACGGGAAGAUCAACAACCUCGAGGGCGCGGAGGAACCUCACAUCCAGCUUGCGAUCGAUAUCCUAGAGCGGGCCCUCAGGGACACGUGCACCCGGGACGAGAAGAAGCCGCUCCUGAGCCUCCUCACCAAAUUGUACAUCUCGUCCACGCCAUCGAAGCACGAGGCGGCGUACAUUGACGCACUGCGCGACCUCCACCAGCUCGUGUCAGAGGCCGUGGAGGCGAAGCUCGGCCUAGACGCCACAUCGAGGAACUACCUCGCUAAGCUGGAGACCAGCCUGACGAAGCGUUUGGGAGAGGUAGAAGCGGCCACUCAAGCCCAGGGCGAGGAGGUCGACGAGACGGAAGUACCGCCCACGUCGUCCUCCCCGCCGCGCGCCGGCACCGCGAGCCAACGCCAGAGCGGGACCCCAGAAGCCCAGAGCGAGGUGCCCGACGACGACAACGAAGACGAAGACACGAUGCUCGCGGGCAUGCAAGCAGAAGGCACACGGAUGCCCCUCGAAGAAGGCGACGACGACGAAGACAACGAUGAAGACAUGCACGAAGGUACAAUCCUGCCCGUCCGGGGCGGUAGGCGCCACACGGCGUUCACGGAGGACGACAUCAUGGAGAGCUUGCUGAACAGCGAGAUGUAAAAACGUACCUAACUAACCCUUUCUCUCACUUCGAUGCUUGGGGUCGUCUGCUUGUUGUCGGUCGGCAUUAACAACUUGGUUAGACUCGUCUUAUCUUUUUUUCACGCUCGGCGUAUGGCACGUAUGGCACGUAUGUAUGUAUGAAUGAGUGUCUAGCGUUUUUGAAAUAUGG
Molecule: messenger RNA, 3569 nt
Organism: Aaosphaeria arxii CBS 175.79
Lineage: Eukaryota; Fungi; Ascomycota; Dothideomycetes; Pleosporales
Product: ARM repeat-containing protein
Exons: 3
Coding region: 92-3397 (1101 amino acids)
Biological process (GO): mitotic chromosome condensation
Cellular component (GO): condensin complex; condensed chromosome
Source: RefSeq, a predicted model, not a curated record